This is a messenger RNA of Miscanthus lutarioriparius, 4758 nucleotides long. The record is from the annotation of a GenBank genome assembly. Lineage: Eukaryota; Viridiplantae; Streptophyta; Magnoliopsida; Poales; Poaceae.
AUGGGCACCGCCCCCUCCUUCCCCAACUCCAAGCUCCAUUCGCCCUCCUCGUCCUUCGCCACCUCCAGCCUAGUCCUAUCUCUGCUGGAUUGGAGAGAGUUUAGAAAGAUAUCAAGAACUUCCAACUUGGUGUUUCCUGUAGCCUUUUUUAGCUGUUCUGGGGCUUUUAUGGGAGUGCCCGUCGCGCAGAAGUCCGAUUCUUGGGUGACUCUGCUUGCGAUGACGGACAGCGGCGGCCUUGGCGUUCGGCCUAUUAACGGAGGCCGAGGGGGUGCCGUGGAGCAGCGUGGGCUCGGCGACAACGGGCCUCCAGUGUCCCCACCAGAGCGUGUUUGUACGCCACCUGUGCCGAGGCUGGCUGCUUGGCGGCGCAUGUGGUCGCCUGGUCCUCUCCGGUGCUCAACUCCGAGGAGCAUUGGGUGUGAAGAGGGUGAGGAUUUGGAUCGGUACUUUUCCCCCCAGAGUGAGUUUUCUCAAGACACUUCUGAUACGGAUUCGAUGAGCACAAGUAUUAGUAGGAUGUAUACCUUCCGGUUGGGGACUUCAAGCCCAUUAGAUAGUCCUAUCAAACAAUUGGGAGUAGGAGACACAAGUCCUCCCUCAAGGAGGGGUUGCCAUUCUCCUAGCUAUCCUUGGAAUUCUUGCCGGGGAUCGGAUGAUGUUGAUUCUAGUUUUAUGAACUCACCUCGGCAUGAUGAUGAACAGAGGAAAGAUGAUGUGCAACCAAUUGAUUUUGAGAGUAGACACAUCUGGUAUCCUCCACCACCUCAGGAUGAAAAUGGUAGUUUUCAAUAUGAUGAGGACGAUGACAAUGAUGUUUGUGAUGGGAAGGUCUUUGGACAUGUUAACCAUGAUUAUUGUGAUGGCGAGGAUGAUGAUGAUAAUGAUGAUGAUGAUUCGUUAGGGAUCAAAGGAAAACAUAGUAUAUCUCAAAAAGAGUUCUUGAGGAGUGCUUUACAUGGGCAUUUCAGGGCUCUCGUGUCGCAAUUGCUCCUAGGACAUUGCAUUGAUCAAGUGGAUGGCUGGCCAGACAUAGUAGCCUCAUUAGCUUGGCAAGCAGCUACCUUUGUCAGGCCAGACACAAGCAAGGGUGGUAGCAUGGAUCCCACAGACUAUGUCAAAGUCAAAUGCGUAGCAUCAGGAAAUCCAAAUGAUAGUGCUUUCAUUAAAGGUGUUGUCUGUUCUAAGAAUGUAAAACAUAAACGCAUGGUGUCAAAACAUGAGAACCCUAGGUUGCUUCUUUUGGGAGGAGCACUGGAAUACCAGAAAGUCACGAACAAACUAGCUUCAAUAAACAGCAUUCUUGAACAGGAGAAGGAGUAUCUUAAGAAUGCUGUUGCAAAGAUAGAGGCUCAACGCCCACAUGUCUUGCUAGUCGAGAAAAGUGUGCCAUUGCAUGCGCAACAGCUUCUUGCAAAAGAUAUCUCUUUAGUAUUGAACGUCAAGAGAUCACUUCUGGAAAGAAUAUCUCGCUGCACAGGUGCUCAAAUUGCGUCUUCUGUUGAAAAUAUCACUUCUACUGGAGUUGGACAAUGCCAAACAUUCUGGAUUGAGAAAGUUACAGAAUGUUCAUCACCAAAGGUCUCAAACAAAAAAACAGUCAAGACACUGAUGUUUUUUGAUGGUUGUCCAAGACGCUUGGGGUGCACGGUUCUUCUAAGAGGAAAGUCAUAUGAAGAGUUAAAGAAAGUCAAACUUGCUGUGCAGUAUGCUUUAUUUGCAGCAUACCACCUGUCGCUUGAGACCUUAUAUCUUGCUGAUGAGGGUGCAACACUUCCAAAAGAAGAAUAUACUCGUGGAACCAUUAAGGUAUACCCUUAUUCCACAGAAGCUUCAAUGUAUGGCAGCUGUGUACCACCUGUAUGCAUGACUGUUCAGACACCUAAAAGUUCACUUGCCAGUGUGAGAAAAAGGAUAGGCGGAAAUUUAUAUUUUCCCCAUAAUGGUCACAUAGAUGAAGCAGGUGGUGGAAUGUCAAAGGUUGAUAGUGACUUCCUUGACUUGGAUAAUGGUUGGAAUCAUAUCUCAGAUGAAGAUUCUGUAGCAAUACGUGAUCACAAUGGGAAUCACAACGAAUAUUUCCCAGCAUCUGACAGUCCACAGAGCAUUUUGGUUUCCUUGUCAGUUGCAUGCCCUCUGAGAGGAAUUGUAUGCAAGCAAUCUAAGCUAUUUCGGAUAAAGUUCUAUGGUACUUUUGAUAAGCCGCUUGGAAGGUAUUUUCGUGAAGAUUUAUUUGUUCAGACUUCAUGCUGCGAAUCUUGCAAGGAGCCUGCAGAAUCUCAUGUGCGAUGUUACACUCAUCAACAAGGCAGUCUCACAAUCAGUGUCAGAACUCUUCCAUCUGUCAAGCUACCUGGGGAGCUUGAUGGGAAGGUAUGGAUGUGGCACAGGUGUCUCAGGUGCAAACCAAAAGAUGGAAUUCCUCCAGCCACACAAAGGAUAGUCAUGUCGGAUGCAGCACGCGGAUUAUCUUUUGGGAAGUUUCUGGAACUUAGCUUUUCAAAUCACACAACAGCCAAUCGAAUUGCCUGCUGUGGACACUCCCUCCAGAGGGACUGCCUUCGUUUUUAUGGGCUUGGGAGCAUGGUUGCUGUCUUCCGUUAUUCACCAGUAGACGUUCUUUCUGUCAACUUGCCAUCCUCAGUACUGGACUUUGCUUAUCCAAAAGCUCAAGAUUGGGUCAUCAAAGAAGCUGUUGACGUAUGCGCUAGGAAGGAACAUCUAUAUAGGGAAAUUGUUGUUAAACUUGACUGCAUCGAAAAGAUAGUUAAAGACCAGAACAUUGGUAUGAAGUCAGGCUUGCAUAAACAUGUUGCCGAUCUUAAGGAGUUGGUUAAAGUUGAGUGGAAGAAGUAUGACGUCGUAUCAGGGUUUUCUAUCAUAGAUGACUUGCAGAUAUUUGAACCAUAUAUAGAUGUUCUAGAGCUCAAUCACCUGAGGAGAGAGCUUGUACUUGAUAUUCACGUAUGGGAUCGCAGACUGUACAUGAUGCACUCCCUCACGAAAGAAAACUGUCGUACUGUGCCAAAUGAUGCACAAUGUUCGGAGAAGCUUACUGAAAGCUUAUUAGAACAAUCAAAUGAUGUGACAUCUGGUAAACAUUUGAAUGUUGAAAAUUCUCUAGAACAGAAUCAACCAAGUACGUUGGAAGUGGCUGCAGUUUCAGUGAAAUCAUCCCCUAUGACAGAACAAACCAACACUAGUGUUUCACAUUUGGGAUUGGAAACCAACAUUAUGGGUGAUGUAUCCAUGCAUUCUGGCUCAACUGUUAUCAGCUUUUCCCCAGGCCCAUGUGAAAUGCAGAGUGAAGGAGUGCUGGCUGAACUAGAAGCUGGAAAGACUUGGCAGAAAUCACAAUCUUCUGCCUCCAAUCUUUCUGACAGAAUUGACUUAGCAUGGACUGGUUCUGGUCAGUUUGUUAAUGAUUCAUCAAGUAGCAUGGAGGCAGUUUCAUUCAUACCUGCUAGUCUGAAGGAUGAUCCUGCAUACCAGAAGGUUAUAGCACCAAUUAGAAUCAAAUCAUUCGAUUCUGCUGUCAGUUCCAGAAAUGUUGAUGAUUCAAAUGCUAGUAUAAGAAGAUCUUAUUCUCAAAGGCCCCCAAAGGCUAUUGAGAGAACUGGUAAGGGUCUGUCACCAACAUUCUUGAACAAGCUUUCACUUCCUGGUAUGAUUGAUGGCGAGAGUCGGUUGCUACUGUCACAAAAUGAUUCAGAUGUUAUUGUUCCAAUUUAUGAUGAUGAACCAUCUAGCAUGAUAGCCCAUGCCAUGACUGUUCCAGAAUAUCGCAGCUUCUUGUUGCCACUUCUGGAUCAGAUUAAUGAAUCUAGUUUAUUGAAUUAUGGUUCUGAUCAGCCUCAACCUAUAACUGGAAAUGACUCUAAGGAUAACCAUUUGACUGUUUCUUUUGAGGAUGAAGACUCAUAUUCUGUUGAUAAAGCAAAAUUUUCUGUGACAUGUUAUUUUGCAAAGCAGUUUGAUGCAAUCAGGAGAAAGUGCUGUCGAGAUGAGCUAGACUAUAUCCGCUCCUUAAGUCGCUGCAAGAGAUGGAGUGCUCAAGGUGGCAAGAGUAAUGUCUACUUUGCCAAAACACUGGAUGACAGAUUUGUGAUAAAGCAAGUGACCCGGACAGAAUUAGAUUCAUUUGAGGAUUAUGCUGUUGAUUACUUCAAAUAUUUGACAGACUCUGUAGCAUCUGGGAGCCCAACUUGCCUCACUAGAGUCCUUGGUCUUUACCAGAUCACUGCCAAGAAUUUGAGAGAUGGAAAGGAGCUGAAGAUGGAUGUAAUGGUCAUGGAAAACCUAUUUUUCAAGAGGAAGGUAUCAAGAAUAUAUGACCUAAAGGGCUCUUUGCGUUCGCGCUACAACCCUGAUACUUCAGGGAACAACAAGGUUCUCUUGGAUCUUAAUCUGUUAGAGACACUUCACACAAAGCCCAUUUUUCUUGGAAGCAAAGCAAAAAGAAGGCUGGAACGAGCUGUCUGGAAUGAUACUUAUUUUCUGGCAUCGGUGGAUGUGAUGGACUACUCUCUCCUAGUCGGCAUUGAUGAAGAAAGAAAAGAGCUUGUGAUGGGGAUUAUCGACUAUCUUCGGCAAUACACUUGGGACAAACAAUUAGAGACUUGGGUGAAGGCAACAGGAUUUCUAGGUGGCUCCAAGGAUGUUCUGCCGACCAUCAUAUCUCCGGAUCAGUACAAGAAGAGGUUCAGGAAGGCCAUGUCGAAGUACUUCUUGGCUCUCCCUGACCAAUGGUCACCGUAA